Molecule: messenger RNA, 4815 nt
Organism: Dreissena polymorpha
Lineage: Eukaryota; Metazoa; Mollusca; Bivalvia; Myida; Dreissenidae
Product: regulator of telomere elongation helicase 1-like
Exons: 33
Coding region: 116-3778 (1220 amino acids)
Biological process (GO): telomeric loop disassembly; negative regulation of t-circle formation; DNA replication
Cellular component (GO): nucleus
Molecular function (GO): hydrolase activity, acting on acid anhydrides, in phosphorus-containing anhydrides; DNA helicase activity; ATP binding
Source: RefSeq, a predicted model, not a curated record
AAUUUCUACACAAUCACCGGUAAAUAUUGCGGGAAAUGAAACUGAUGAGAAACACAAGGCCGAAACGCAAUUUCUAAUAAUUCCUAAUUAUAUAUAAAUAUUUAAGUAAACAGGAAUGCCAUUGCUGGAUGUUAAGGGCGUGAAAGUUAACUUCCCCUUCGAGCCUUACCCAUGUCAGCUAGAUUAUAUGGGAAAGGUGAUAGAAUGUUUACAACAGAAUGUGAACGGAGUGCUGGAGAGUCCAACUGGAACGGGUAAAACCCUGUGCCUGCUGUGUUCUUCCCUUGCCUGGCAGGAGGCGAAAAAAGCACAGACAGAGUUCAAUAUGCAGGUGAGCGUAUCCAAGCUGCUGGGGCCAGGUGGGGCUGUGGGGCUCUCAGACAAGGGACUGGAAGGGCUAGCUAGGAGUCUAGAAAACUCCACAGGCACUGCAUGGGGCGGAUCAGACUUUGCGGUUCCAAAAAUAAUCUAUGCGUCACGCACCCACUCUCAACUGUCUCAAGUGAUACAGGAACUGAAACGAACUGCCUACAACACGGUGAAGGUCAGUGUGAUAGGCUCUCGGGAUCAGCUCUGCAUUCAUGAACAAGUUAAAAAAGAACAGAGCAACACAGGAAAGGUGCAUAUGUGUAGAGCUAAGGUGAACAGUAGGACAUGCUACUACUAUAACCAUCUUGAUGAUCUCAAGAAGAACUCAGAGGCUCGUGUCCUGACUGGAAAUGUAGUGGACAUCGAAGAUUUGGUGUCAUAUGGACAAAAGAACAAGGUGUGUCCAUAUUAUAUGGCCAGGGAGUUGAAAGCAGAUGCAGACAUCAUCUUCAUGCCGUAUAACUACCUUCUGGAUCCUAAGACCAGAAAAGCGCACGGUGUUGAGUUACAAGGGAAUGUUGUUAUCUUCGAUGAGGCGCAUAACCUGGAGAAGAUUUGUGAGGAGAGCGCAUCGUUUGACCUGAAGCCCGGAGACCUUGCUACCGCCAUAGAGGAGCUGACACGUCUUGCUGAGAAGUUUGUGGAGAUGAUCAAAGGGGACAUGGUGGAGGAGGAUCAUGAAGCUGCGCAGGACGCCCCUGAUUUCAACCUGGAGGACAUACUUAGGCUCAAGUCCACCCUGAUGGAUCUGGAGAAGGAAAUAGACAAGGUGGAGGUGCCUGGGGGCAGUGGAAAGGGGCUCACUAGACCUGGCAUGUUCAUGUAUGAGCUACUGGCAAAGGCAAACAUCGUCUACAGCAACAAGAACAUUAUUGUGGACCUUCUGGAGAAGAUAGUCGGAUAUGUCACUGCAGAUGCCUCCACUGCAGGGAUGGGAGUAACAAAGGGAGCUGGACUCACCAAAAUUGUAGACAUGUUCAAGAUCAUCUUCAGCCAGGACCUGCCCCCGGGCAGCUCCCUGACGGAGCACCAGGAGAGGAUUGCCCGCUCGUACCGCGUGCACCUCCAGAGAGAGGACCUUGGCAAGAAGAAGAAACAGGUGGACCUCUGGAGCAACCAGCCUGCACAAGACAAGAUGGGCAAGACGCUGUCGUUCUGGUGUUUCAGCCCGGGCCACAGUAUGAGUGAGCUCAUUGCCCACGGCAUCAAGUGUAUCGUCCUCACCAGCGGCACACUUUCCCCCCUCGACUCUUUUACUGCCGAAAUGCAAAUUCCAUUUCCUGUGCGCUUGGAAAACCCUCAUGUGAUACAGAAACACCAGGUGUGGAUUGGGACACUUAAAACAGGCCCUGACAAUACAGUGCUAAAUUCAAACUAUGAGACCAGAUUCACACCUGCUUAUCAGGCCUCUCUGGGGAACUGUAUUGUGAACUUUGCAAGGGUUGUUCCAAAUGGACUGCUGAUAUUUUUCCCCUCAUACCCUGUGAUGGAGAAAUGCCUCGAGCACUGGAAGGAUGUGAAUAUUUGGUCACGGAUAGAACAGUACAAGCAGAUAUUUGUGGAAUCCAAGUCAAAAGGAGCAUUAAGCGAUCUGAUGAAUGAUUUCUACAGCAAGAUCAAUGACCCGUCUCUCAAUGGGGCCAUCUUCAUAGCCGUCUGCCGGGGAAAGGUUAGCGAGGGCCUAGAUUUCUCUGACAACAACGGGCGAGCUGUGGUGAUCACCGGGCUCCCUUACCCGCCCUACCUUGACCCCAAGGUCGUGCUCAAGAUGCAGUACCUCGACGAGAUGAAGGGCAAACAAGGAUUCCAGAGCCUGGCUGGGAAGGAAUGGUACAAGCAGCAAGCCUCCAGAGCUGUCAAUCAGGCCAUUGGGCGGGUCAUACGUCACAGAGAGGACUUCGGGGCCAUCAUCCUCUGUGAUACAAGGUUUUCAAGUCCAGAUGCCAUACGACAGUUACCAGUCUGGGUGAGACCGCAUGUUCAGAAGUACGAAGCCUUUGGGGCCGCUAUGAAAGACGUGAUGGUGUUCUUCAAACACGCUGAGAAAACGAUGCCGGCACCACGACCGAGCAAGAAGGCGACCUCCGGGUCGUCAGGGGCCUACUUUAUGCCGACCGUAACUAGGUCAAGGUCUGGAGCAGGUCCUAUUGGCACAAUGCCGGCCCAUGCUGUGCAGCAACAUGUGCCAAGUCUCAUGUACAGAGAUGUUCCUGUAAGCCAUGACAAGUUGCAUGAAGACUAUGGUGGAAUGUAUGAUCACACAUCUUCAUCAAGUUCAAAGAAGAGCUUGUUUUCAGCUCUAGAUCACACAGAGAGAGAACAAGAAGAGAAUGUUAAAGACUCACAGGAUACUUAUACCAAUGAGCUUUCAGCAACUUCUGGGUCAUCACAGUUUCGAAAACCACAGGCGAAGAAGAAAAUCAUCAUCAAGAAGAGAGACAGUGAAGACUCCACUGAUGGCGUAGAAAAAGCUGCUGCAGUAACCUCAACUGCAUCUGUAGAGCACCUGAACAGUGCCGAGGCUUACAUAGCUGAGGUUAAAAGCCUGUUGACCAAGGAGUUGUACAAGCAAUUCUCCACAUCUUUAGUAAGCUAUAAGAAGACGGAAGACAUCGAAGCAGUUUGUAGAGUGCUCACCGAAAUAUUCAUCAAGGAGUCCCCCAAUCCUCACCUGUUUGCGAAAUUUUACCGGUUUGUGAGAGCCAAGCACAAGCAGCAUUUCAGUGAUGUCUGCCUCAAGAUAACGGGCCUCUCCACUGGUUACUCGGUGGAAGAUACAGUAAGCAGAAAGCGUAUCUAUGACAACGAAACAGCAGGAUUGCUUGCGAAGAAACCAAAACUAGGUCAUGGGGAUAUGAAAAACAGCAAAGAAGGAGACAAGACAAAAGCUGCACAGCCAAGUGUUAUGGACACUGUGACAGAUUCCGCAGGCAAUACUAAUUAUGUAGCAAGUGAUGUCCCCAAUUCAACCAAGAAAAUUUAUGAAGCUGCUAAAGAUGAAGUGCAAAGUUGUGUCGCCAGUGUAAAAGAACAUGUAGCUGAAAAGACUGUGAUGACAUCUAUUUCAAAUAAUAAGUCAGGGUAUAUUUGCUGUAAGUGCAGCAGCUCUGCCAAGAUCCCAUUCCGCGCACAGUGCGACCACAUUGCCUGCAUGGACUGCUGGCGUCAGGUGUUUGAAUCUACGAAGCUGUGUCCUGCCUGCAACAAGAGGGUGCGCCGACGCCAUCUGGUGAGACUUGUGUUUCCAGCACCACCUAGUGACCGGAUUGAUAAUGGGGGCGCGGAUGGCGUCUGCUGCAAGGUUGACGUCAGUUGCGGCAAGGCAGGGUCAUGUGUAGCAAAGAAUGAAGUCGUAUGUGGAAAUGUAGGGUCAUGUGUAACACAGAACAAAUGCACUAAAUUGAGUUGAUCAAAGGCUGGUGUUAGAUUUGUUUGUUGAUAUCAAUAUCUACUUUGGUGUGUGACACAGUUCUAAUGCAGGGAAAUGCUUGUCGUAACGAAUAUUCACUGACCAUGAUCUUUAAUUGUUACCAGCUUUUAAGCAUGAUUAUGCCUACUUUGAUACUAAUAAAAGUUUGGUCAAGGUUUAUGUGCAAAGUUAAAUUCAGGUUGACCUUCGAAUGUAACAUGUACAUUUCUCUGUAACUAAUGCAGAUUGAAUUCACCUAAAUAAAUAGUAAGGUAAAGUAAAGUAAAAAGAAGUUAUGUCAUUUUUGGCUCAGUAUUAUUAUUAAUUAAUGAUCUUUCAUUUUUAAGUUAAGUUUAACCUAUGUAAAUGUGCGCUGCCUUUUGACAGCUAAUGUCCAGAUUUUUAAUUAUGUGGCUUGAUAUUUAAAAUGCAUCAAAUGUUAAAUAAUGCUGCUCAUAGUAGAUGUGCAGGUAAACUAUUCAUCUAUAUGUUUAAAAACGAUAACAGAUAUUUAAUUAUUGUUACUUAAUGUAUAAUAUUGUGACAUAACAUUUAAUAAUGCAGCUUUAUGUUUAAGUAUUAGGUGGAUUCCUGAUAUAUAUUUAACAAUGUAGUUAAAGCUUAUCAAAUAAAACUUUAAAUGAAAAUGCAUCUGUACAAUUAAUAGAAAUUCAUAUAAAAAUGUGACUUAAAAGAUUAUUCUUAACAUGGUGCUAAUCACUGGACCCAUAAAUUAAACGUUAACACAAGUUAAACCAUUAUGUUUAUUUAUUUUUUGUCAGUGGUUGAGUUUGUAUUAUAUCUUAUAUUUAAGAUAUCGGCACAAACUGCAAGAAAAAAAACGGUCUUUUAAGCACCAUAGAUUUUUGCAAACGUAUUUCAAUAACCCUGAUAAUGUAAGGAUCAUAUGAAGCCACUGAUGUUAUCAAUAUUCCUGUAAGUAUUAUGUGCACUUAAAUGAAUUAUACAUUUACUUAGUAACUUAUGUUUAGGAAAAUUACGCAUAACGCAUGCCUAUAAUAAAUCUUUGAAAAAGU